Dromiciops gliroides (monito del monte) is the source of this 714-nucleotide messenger RNA. It is a transcript of the gene APOM, whose product is annotated as apolipoprotein M. The coding region runs from base 83 to 649 and encodes 188 amino acids. The record is from RefSeq and is a predicted model, not a curated record. Gene Ontology annotation, cellular component: high-density lipoprotein particle; low-density lipoprotein particle; very-low-density lipoprotein particle. Gene Ontology annotation, biological process: high-density lipoprotein particle remodeling; high-density lipoprotein particle assembly; high-density lipoprotein particle clearance. The transcript is spliced from 6 exons. Gene Ontology annotation, molecular function: phospholipid binding; lipid carrier activity. Lineage: Eukaryota; Metazoa; Chordata; Mammalia; Microbiotheria; Microbiotheriidae.
GGGGCCAGAGGCUGCAGUAGACAGAACUCCUAGAGGAGAGCGGUUUCAGGCAGCUGCCACCCUUGCACUAUAAUCUCUGAGGAUGUUCCACCAAAUUUGGGCAGCUUUCCUUUACCUCUACGGGAUUUUCUAUGACUCCAUUUACCAGUGUCCUGAGACUGAUCAAUUAAAUCCUCUGGGAAUAAAUGGAAAAGAGUUCCCUGGACCCUACCUGGGUCAAUGGUACUUCAUUGCGGGUGCAGCUCCUACCCAGGAGGAACUGGCGAUCUUUGUCCCAGUGGACAACAUUCUCUUCAAUAUGGCUGCUAGCCAUAUUCCCCAAAAGCUCCAACUACGGGCCACCAUCAGAAUGAAAAAUGGGCACUGUGUACCCCGAGAAUGGACUUACCAUCUGACUGAAGGGAGCACAGAUCUCAAGACCGAAGGCCGCCCUGAUAUGAAGACUGAACUCUUCUCCAGUUCUUGCCCAGAUGGGAUCAUGCUGAGAGAGACAGGACAAGGUUAUCAGCGCUUCCUCCUCUACAACCGAUCCCCACAACCUCCUGAAGAAUGUGUGAAUGAAUUUAGGUCCCUGACCUUUUGUCUGGACUCAAAGGCCUUCCUGCUCACCCCAAGGGAGUUAGAGGCCUGCGAGGUGUCCAGUGACUGACCUGUGCCCUUUAGGGAGUUGGAGAUCCCUUGCUCCCUUCAAGAACAAUAAAGACGAUUUUCUGA